GCCAAUCAAGUGCCUUUCCUCAAUUUUGGCACCCAAUUAGUGAUCACACUUCCACAAACCUUCACCCAAUCAGAAAAUGCAAGUCACUCUCUCUCUCCCCGAAUGUCUCUCUCUCACCCUUUUCUCUGCAACAAGGAAGACCAACCCCAAAUCUUCACUGUUCCGAACUCGGACGAGUUGAGUUCGACGUGUUUUCAACCGAGUCACGAUGUUUUAGGACCUGGGAAAGCCUCUACACAACUCCCUACGGUCCCUAGUCAAGGUUUGAGGAAGCUUUGACGUGAAACAACUCGGUUUCGAGAAGUUCAAGUUUGACCCGUGCCUUUCGAGCCAAUUUCUGGCCAAACCACGACAAUUUGGCCAGCGUGCAAGUUUUUUGCGACCUCCACGCUUUCGAGGUGAUUUCCGGCCAAACCACGACGAGUUAGAUGUCAUGCAAGGGGCAAUUAUUAGUGGUGUUUGCAUCUUCGCUAGGUUGCGUGGCUCGUCAGCGGCGAAGUCUCUGUUUAGUAGCUGUGUUUACGCGUAUACGAGGAUUCUAGCAAAUCUCAGGAGAAGGUUACCUUCAGUGGACGUCAAGGACAACCCUGUAAUGCUUUAUAUGAAAGGAGUGCCUGAACUUCCUCAAUGUGGAUUCAGCUCACUUGCCGUUAGAGUAUUAAAACUAUAUCAAGUUCCCUUGGCCUGUAGAAAGAUAGAAUGACACAUUUCAAGAGAAGAAGUCUGAAAAAGUUGUUGAAUUUGGAGGGUAGAAUGAUACAUUUCACCCAUGUUCAUUUUUUCACAUAUUUGGAUAGUAUGUGUCGAUACGAACGCAUGGGGGCAAACGGAAUGAAAUUUGGAGCUAGAAUGAAAGAUUGUACGAGGCUCAGCUUUUUUUUGGUUGCUGAAAGAUUACAAAUAUGUGGGAUUAUGUAUCACUAGAGUUAAUAAACCUAAUUUUAUUAUGU
Molecule: messenger RNA, 950 nt
Organism: Malus domestica (apple)
Lineage: Eukaryota; Viridiplantae; Streptophyta; Magnoliopsida; Rosales; Rosaceae
Product: monothiol glutaredoxin-5, mitochondrial-like
Source: RefSeq, a predicted model, not a curated record